Molecule: messenger RNA, 1872 nt
Organism: Onychostoma macrolepis
Lineage: Eukaryota; Metazoa; Chordata; Actinopteri; Cypriniformes; Cyprinidae
Gene: slc19a3a
Product: solute carrier family 19 member 3a
Exons: 7
Coding region: 174-1661 (495 amino acids)
Biological process (GO): vitamin transport; transmembrane transport
Cellular component (GO): plasma membrane
Molecular function (GO): vitamin transmembrane transporter activity
Source: RefSeq, a predicted model, not a curated record
UGUGAUCAGAAUAAUCUAAGCAGAACUUUGCUCACUGGUUGCUCAUUUACAGCAUAUACAGACACACCGAGACUCUCGCCCUCAGAAUGAGUGGUGAUUAUCUCAAGACAGGAGCAGUACUUCCAUGAAAACAGAUCUCACACACCUGCAAAGGAAACCCUGAAUCUAAAAAGAUGGAGACUCUGAAGCAUUGGAUGAGAGACUGGAAGUAUCCCACUUCUCUGUUAUGCAUCUAUGGGUUCUUCAGCACAGUGAAGCCUUUAGAACCAUUUCUCAUCCCGUUCCUAACUGGACCAGACAAGAACCUAACCAUUGAGCAGGUAACCAAUCAGAUAUUCCCGGUGUGGACGUACUCGUACCUGGCAGUGCUGGUUCCUGUCUUCCUCCUCACUGAUUGGGUACGUUAUAAACCUGUGGUGGUCUUCCAGUGUUUAGUCCUGUUCUCCACCACGGCGAUGUUGCUGUGGUGUAAUGGUGUCCCAGAGAUGCAGGCCAUGCAGUUUACAUAUGGAGUGGUGACGUCGUGCGACGUUGCUUACUUCACGUACCUCUACAGCGUGGUGGAGAUGAAGCAUUACCUGAAAGCCACCUCGUACUGCCGGACCGCCCAGCUGCUGGGCUACACCGUUGGUUCAGUGUUGGGCCAAAUCCUAGUCUCUUUUGAACUGAUGUCCUAUAACUACAUUCUAGUGUUUACACUGGUUCUCACUGGUGUUGCUUUGAUCAGCUCCAUUCUUCUCCCAAUGCCCAAGACAAGUAUGUUCUUCCACCAAAUGAGGAGUGCUAGAGGAGAGACUGACGGUGAAGGGCAUGUUGGGACAGAGGAGGAUCUUCAGAGCAGUGGCCAAAAAGAUGGCGUAGAGUUGGCUGGAGCCAAACGGCAGCAGCAAAUACUAGAGGUUUCUGCUGAAUGCGAUAAUACAAGUGCAAAAAGUUCCAAGACAGGUGGCUGCUGUGAUGUUUUGCUCCGGUUGUGGAGGGAUUUCCUGCAGUGUUUCUCCUCACGUACGCUGCUUAUCUGGUCAGCAUGGUGGGCACUGGCUACCUGUGGCUACAACCAGACGGUGAACUACGUCCAGUCGCUGUGGGAGCACGUGGAGCCGUCAAGUAACUUCACGGUCUACAAUGGAGGAGUGGAGGCCCUCUCAAACCUGUUUGGGGCCGCAGCGGCGUAUGGUAUUGGUUUUUCAUCUGCAGACUGGUCUCGCUGGGGAGAGGUGGCUCUGAGUGCGCUCUCGGCCCUGGAGGGCGGCGCUCUCUUCGCAAUGGUCUUCAGUGCCAACAUCUGGGUCUGCUACUGCGGCUACAUCAUCUUUAAGAGCCUGUACAUGCUGCUCAUCACCAUUGCCAUGUUCCAGAUAGCAGCUGGGUUGAACAUGGAGUGUUACGCCCUUGUGUUCGGAGCCAACAACUUCUGUGCGCUGGUCCUCCAGACAAUCAUCACCUCAGUGGUGGUGGAUAGCGGCGGGCUUGGGGUGGAUAUUGUCACGCAGUUUACAGUCUACGGGACAUAUUUUUCUAUUAUUGCACUCAUUUUCUUCUUGAGUGGUUUGUAUACCACGAUAUGCCGAAAACCUGAGAUGGAAACACAGAGAGAGAAUCCAGAAGAGACAUUUAAGGCAGAAGAUGAUGCACAAAUCAUCAUUGGAACAAAGUUCUGAGCACAAGCAACAGGAAGUACAGGAAGUUUAAGCCAUCACACUUGAUUUAGGUAAAAUUCAUUUUAAUAUAUAUUGUAUAUGUUUAUUUAUAUAUAUAUAUAUAUAUAUACACACACACAUUAACUUAAUUUCUGUAACAUAAGUGGUCUUGAGUCGGAGUCUCAUGAGUUCAAUGAGGAGUUGACAUCCAAAAAGAGUCUUGUAGUUUAAA